AUGUCGUCCUCGCAGCCCUUUCGGUUCUCCUCUCCUAUUCCUGGCGCUGACGGGAGAAAGUCUCGGUUCAACUACAAGCACCUCUCUCAGCUAGCGACAUACAACCCGUCAUGCCCAUUGCGAGUCAUAGCCCACGUUGACCUGGAUGCCUUCUAUGCACAAUGUGAGAUGGUACGUUUGGGUGUACCAAAGGACCAACCUCUGGCAGUUCAGCAGUGGCAAGGUCUGAUUGCCGUCAAUUACCCAGCACGUGAACGUGGAAUCGGCCGCCAUUGCACCUUGACGGAUGCUAGGAAGCUCUGUCCUACUCUAGUUGCCCAGCACGUAGCCACAUGGCGCGAGGGCGACGAAAAGUGGGCGUACCGUGAUGACGCCGCCGCCAACAUCCAGAGCGACAAGGUCUCGCUCGACCCUUACCGUCUGGAGUGCAGGAAGAUUCUGGCAGUCAUCAAAGAAAGCUUGCCCUCGGACCUUCAAAAGGUCGAAAAAGCUAGCAUCGAUGAGGUCUUCCUCGACCUUUCCGCCCAGGUGCACGAAAUCCUAUUGAGACGCUUCCCCGAGCUGGCAAACCCGCCCCCUUACGAUGAUCCGACCGAAAAUCUCCCAGGCCCUUCCGUAGCUGCACUUGACUGGCAGGCAGAUGCCCUCGUCGACCUGAACGAGGAGGAAGAGUCUAUGGACCCAGACUGGGACGAUGUGGCGAUCCUCAUUGGAUCCGAAAUUGUGCGACAUGUCCGAGGCCAGAUCUUUGAGAGGCUACAGUACACAUGUUCGGCAGGCAUCGCCAAGAACAAGCUACUCAGCAAGUUGGGCUCCGGUCACAAGAAGCCCAACCAGCAAACUGUCAUUCGAAACCGAGCCGUGUCACAUUUCCUAUCUGGCUUCAAGUUCACUAAAAUACGCAAUCUCGGGGGUAAGCUCGGCGAAAACGUAGUGUCCACCUUCAAUACCGACGCAGUCAGUGAGCUUCUGGCUAUCCCUCUGGAGCAAAUGAAAGCAAAACUGGGCCAUGACACAGGGAGUUGGGUACAUAACACCAUCCGUGGUAUCGACCUGAGCGAGGUCAACUCCCGCACGCAGAUCAAGUCGAUGCUUUCGGCAAAGUCUUUCCGGCCCUACAUCAACACUCCUGAACAGGCUGUAAGAUGGCUGAGGAUCUUUGCUGCCGACAUUUUUGCCAGACUGGUUGAGGAGGGCGUCUUGGAGAACAAACGCAGGCCGAGAACCAUCAACUUGCACCAUCGACACGAUGGCCAGACCAAAUCACGUCAAGGACCGAUUCCCCAAGGCAAAACUCUUGACGAGCAAGCUCUGUUUGAGCUCGCAAAAAGCUUGAUGAACCAAAUCAUGACGGAAGGCAGUAUCUGGCCCUGCGCUAACCUGAGCUUGAGCGUGGGUGGGUUUGAAGAUGGUGUGACCGGCAACAUGGGCAUCGGCGCUUUCUUGCUGAAAGGAGAGGAAGCCCAAGCUUUGAGACAGACCAGCCGCGAAGCAAGCCGUCCAUCAACGUCUGAGGAAAAGCCGUCUUCCAAGAGGCAACGGAUGGACGGAGGGGCGAUCGAUCGAUUCUUCACACGAGGCGUUUCCACCGACAACGAAUCAAAUUUCACCAAUGCAAUCGCAGAAAAGGGUUUCGACACCCGAAAUGAGGUCCCGGAGGGCCACGCCGACUCUCAUCAGAUGCCAGUUGUAGCGUUCGUGUGUUCGCGGUGCAACGCGCGCUUUCAAACGCCCGAUGAGCAUCAGAGCCACGAGGAUUGGCAUUUUGCCAAGGACCUCCAGGACGAAGAACGUGUUGAAUCCGCGUUUGUCAACCACUCUGCAACCCGCAAGUCUGGCCCAAAGCCAUCAGGUGUAUCGGCCAAGCGGGGUGGACGCGGCGGCAAGCUCGAACAAGGACAAAGCAAGUUGAAGUUUGGAUGA
This is a messenger RNA of Colletotrichum higginsianum IMI 349063, 1923 nucleotides long. RefSeq names its product ImpB/mucB/samB family protein. The record is from RefSeq and is a predicted model, not a curated record. The coding region runs from base 1 to 1923 and encodes 640 amino acids. Gene Ontology annotation, molecular function: damaged DNA binding; DNA-directed DNA polymerase activity. NCBI's taxonomy places the organism in Eukaryota, Fungi, Ascomycota, Sordariomycetes, Glomerellales, Glomerellaceae. Gene Ontology annotation, cellular component: site of double-strand break; nucleus; replication fork. The transcript has 2 exons. Gene Ontology annotation, biological process: response to radiation; error-prone translesion synthesis.